CCCGAUUAACAGGUGUACUACAAUUUGCUUUGCAUGCAUGAUUAUAACACCAAUGGUCUGCCCGUCACAUGAUGCUGACAAGACGCCAAAAACUGAAUACGAUCUGUCGAAAUUAGGAGGUCCCCAUCGGUGGCUCGCCAUCCACAUAAGAAGCUGCACCAUCCUCUCCCCCCCACCUCUCUCUCAUUGCUUGCCUUCCCCUCUCGCUCUUUCGCUCCCCCACCGUCUCAAAACCUAUGACAAGAUCCUCCUCCUCUCGUCCCUCUACAGUCUCCCAGUCCCUCUUUUCUCGCUUCCCACUUGCUGCUGUCUAAAGCACAAAAAGGUCCCUAAGUACAUGGAAAGAAAACCAUCGUGUGUAUAAGCCCUGAUUCGGUUCCCACCAUGCAGAUUUGAACCCAUCCCAUGGCUGGUCCAAGCGAUAGCUCGCCCUCACCAUCACAAUCCACCACGCUGCCCUCGCCCCGGUCGACCAUGCCGCGCCCCGUCGUCGGGCCCGACACGACCCAGCCGCGGCCCAAGAGGGCCCGGGACAACAGCAAGCACCCGGUCUACCGGGGCGUCCGGAUGCGGGCCUGGGGAAGGUGGGUGUCCGAGAUCCGCGAGCCCAAGAAGAAGAACCGGAUCUGGCUGGGCACUUUUGCAACCCCGGAGAUGGCUGCGCGCGCGCACGACGUCGCCGCGCUGAGCAUCAAGGGCAGCACGGCGAUCCUCAACUUCCCCAAGCUCGCCAAGUCACUGCCCCGGCCGGCCUCCAACUCGGCGCGCGACAUCCAGGCCGCCGCCGCUAAAGCUGCUUCCAUGGCUUGUCCACAUUCGAUGCAGUCAUCGUCAUUGUCGCCGUCGUCAUCAUCAUCGUCCCCGUCAUCAUUAUCAAUGCUGAUGCCAUCGUCUUCGUCUUCGUCGUCAUUGUCAAUGAUCGACACGUUAUGGCCGCCGGCAGAUGAAUCGACGACAGAGGAACUUAGCGAGAUAGUCGAGCUGCCGAGUCUCGGCACGAGCUACGAGUCGCCCGAGUCCGGAAGCGAGAUCGUGCUUGCAGACUCGUUGGAUGGUUGGGUGUAUCCGCAAUGCCACAGCGAGGAUUCUGGUCUCUUCAGCGAUCAAAUGUUGAUGGCAGACAGUGUGAUCACCGCUGGUUUCGAGGCCUCUUUGUGGGAUUACUAAUGUCAGUAGCAGGUCUCCCUCCGUGCCAAUCUGUUCUAAUAUACCGUCUUUGUCCUCUCUCUAUGGUGGAAAUUUUGUUCUUUCCUUUUUUAUCUCAAGUUCUUACAUGUUUCCCUUGUGUUCUACAUAUUCGAAUACGACGAACUGUACAUUUUAUGUAGAA
Syzygium oleosum is the source of this 1330-nucleotide messenger RNA. RefSeq names its product ethylene-responsive transcription factor TINY-like. The coding region runs from base 406 to 1167 and encodes 253 amino acids. Gene Ontology annotation, molecular function: DNA binding; DNA-binding transcription factor activity. Lineage: Eukaryota; Viridiplantae; Streptophyta; Magnoliopsida; Myrtales; Myrtaceae. Gene Ontology annotation, biological process: regulation of DNA-templated transcription. The transcript has a single exon. The record is from RefSeq and is a predicted model, not a curated record.